AUGACAGAGAGGGACAAUUGUGUACCAGCAGCACCUUGUGGCAAGUGUCUGCUCAGCCAAUAUGAGGGAUCACUCUGGACUUCUCUAACAGGUUCCUCACACACCAUGUACUGAUGCCAGGAGGUGGGAUGUGAUGUCAGCCCAGCGUUAGCGUGGAGAUGCAGGAAGCUGUGUAUUUAGUUCACAACAAAAUCAAACUUGAUACAAUUUGGUUAUACUGGUGCAACAGCUACGAAAUUUGGCAUUUCACAAAAAUGUAUUCCAAACAGCGGAAGACGACCCUUCGUCUGCCAUCAAUUGAAUUCCUCUUUUUGAAACACCAAAGUUUAUCGCUGCUGCAAUAGCGCAGAAUGACUCCACUGUUUGCAGCUAAAGCAAACACCAGUGCUCUUUAAAUAACCCCCUUAAUACUGUUUUUACUCUGAGUUGUAAACUAAAGAUAUGUCACUACUUGCCUCCUCUGAAUACGUUUGUGUGUACAUUUACCGUAUAUGUCUUCAUUUAGUUUUUUUGUUGUUGUAUGAUUUAGUGGUGGAAGUUAUUAGUGCCCCCAGUAUUGACUCUGGUAUCUUAUGUGGCUCCCGUAUAUAUUAUUCCUAGAGUUACCACUGUAGAAGAAUAGACAUAUGGGGGUGGCUUAGAAGGAGAGACACUGAUGGAAGUGCCACAAAAUGAUAGACACAGUUGGGUGCAACAUAGAGGGGGAGAGACACUGGUGGGGUUGGUAAAGGAGAGACACUGGUGGGGUUGGCAUAGAAGGAAGACAUAGAUGUGGGUGGCACAAAAGGAGAGAAACUGAUGGGGGUGGCAUAGAAGGAAAGACAUAUUGGGGUGGCAUAGAAGAAUGGACAUAUAUAUCUUUCUAUGCCACCCCCAUAUAUACUACUAAUUAAUUCUAUGAUGUGUUUGUUUUGGUUUUUUUUGCAGUUCGGCUGUUCGGCUGCAGAUGGCCUGCUGCUGGGUCUAUUGAAUGGGUUGCUCUGCGCCAAUCAGCAUCUCCUCAUCUCUAUGGAGAGCGUUCCGUGUUUCCAUUGUAGAGCGUGUGAGUGACAGCCACUAGAGGUGUUAGUAGCCAGCAUUGUAAACACUGCUUUUACUCUGAGAAGACUGUAGGUACACUGCAAAGACUGUAGGUACAUGCUAUAGACACCAGAACCACUACAUUCAGGUGUUCUGGUGACUACAGUGUCCCUUUAAACUUUUAUCAACUAAAUGCAAGAGAAUUGCCAUGAGUAAAAGAAGUAGAACAUUCAAAGGGGGAUUUGAUUGUACUGUAAAAAUUACCAUAAUAAGAAGUUUUCACAUUUAUUUUUGCGUUUUCUGCUCCCAUAGCUUGGCGUGAAAUUUCUUUUUCUUCUUGGUGAGUCGCUUGCAGAUUAAUCUCUAGUACGGGAGACCCUUUUCAUUAUCUCUUGAUCUCUUAUCUUCAGCUGAUUGUCUAACUUUUUUUUUAAAAUACAUAUCUUAUAAAUUGGCUCAAUCUUAACAUCAUUUUAUUCUUUACCGUUCUACUCCCAAUAUGUAUUUAGGCCUCUUCUGUACACUGUUACUUGGGAUUCUUCCCACCGAAUGUGCUCCCCUAACAGAUGUGAUUGACUACAUGCCAGGCCUUUCUAUACAACCAUCCUUUCGACAUUACUCUGGGUACCUUGCUGCUUCAGAUGACAAGCGUUUCCAUUAUUGGUGAGUGUUUCUUUCUGUCCCUUUCACAUGCUGCGCCUCCAUAAAAAUAUAAUUUAUUAAAAAACAUAUCUGCAGGUUUGUGGAAUCUGAAGAGGAACACAGUUCUAGACCAGUGGUUCUGUGGCUGAAUGGUGGUCCUGGCUGUAGCUCGUUGGCGGGGCUUCUAACGGAACAUGGACCCUUCCUGGUGUGUUUCAAUUAAGUACAUUCACUAGGACGUGAAAGCAUUUGUGGAUUGCUUUUAAGUUGCUGAAUUUAAAGUGUCUUUAUUUUUAAUAUUAGGUACAAUCAGAUGGUGAAACGUUGGAGUACAACCCUUACUCAUGGAACAAGGUGACUAAUAGAUCUGCAGUCUAGUUUUAAAUCUGUUUUUUUUCCACAUACCGAUACCUAUUCAUAUGCUGCCUUUUCAACCCAGUUCAUACGAUUUUUUUUUCCUCAUCUCUUACUGUUAUUUUCACUCCCGUAGUCUCCAUUAGAUCCCAUUACAGCUUUCUAUUAAAAAAAAACAGAAUAAAGCUGACAAACCUUUAUUUAUUUUCAAUCAGUAGAUUUAUUAAAUGGAAAAUUGGUCAUUUGGAUUCCUUUAAAACAUGACUUAAAGUGGAACCUUUUCUAUAAAUGUGAAGAUGACCAGGCGUACGUCAGCGAAGUAUUAAAAUGUAUCUCAUAAAUUGCUAGCAAGUGCAUAAGCUUUUAUUUGCCAGAAAUGUAUUUAAGUGGACACUGAUUUUGUUCUAUUAAGGAAUUAUCCUCCUUAAAUUUAAAUUAAAUUUAGAAUUUUAGGGCAGCAUUGAAAAAAAUCCAACAUGUUCUGUUCUUUGUUUUUGGUAGCUCCAUAUAGCCUUGUUGUCCAUUUUGUACAAUUGGUGCAACUGAGUAGUUCAACUGUUUGAAAAUGGUUUGACUAUUUAUAUACAUUUGUCAGAGGAAAAGGUGCACAUAAAUGUAGAUAUUUGGUGCUGAGAAUCGUUUUAAUUCUUGAAUGGAAUGUCCUGCAUCUUCAUCAUAACACAGACCGUUAAUGGUCUUUUUACGGGUUAAAAAAUAACCGGACACAGGGCUCAUUUGACCUUCCUGGCCCCCACCACACAUUCAGGUUUUGAUCAGACCAUUUGAAUUGAUUUCAGUUAUUCGUUAUCUGAUUAAAAAUGAUGAUCAUGAAACAUUUUCUGUAUCUCUUUAUAUAACACUGAGCAAACAGAUGAUAUCUUGUGCUUUAUUUUUUAAGUAAAAAUUAGCUAGUACUUUAGAAAAGUGUUUAUUUUUUCCAUAAAUAAUAUGCUUUUUCAAUAAAAAAUCCUUUUGUGCACAUCUUUAUGAAUUUAGCUGUGCUAUGGCCGACUAUGAGCUAGGACAAUAAUUUAUCAUGAACGGUAUGGUUUUUGUUACUUGUGUGCUCUGUAGAUAUUUGUUUUCCGAUUUAGUUUCGUUCUUUGUUUUUAUGAUCUAGAUUGCAAAUAUUCUUUAUCUCGAGAGUCCAGCUGGUGUAGGCUUUUCGUAUUCUGAUGACAAAAACUAUGUGACAAAUGACACAGAGGUAAGAUCUUUAUGACAGCUGCUGACAGUAUCCCAUCUUAAGUGACUGACCCACCCUGCAAGCACUAAAAAUAGAAGUUAAAUUACCUCCUCUCCCAUGUCACGCUGUACUCUCCCAGGCUGGCCCCACCACCUUGGCCGAGACCGCCAUUCUCGAUGAUCUCAAUCCAAUGCUUUCCUGUGGUGCCAAUCCAAUGCUUUCCUGUGUGGGGGCAAGAGCGUUUGGUUGGCAAAACACAGCACUGCACCAUUCAGACGGUCUCUUUGAGACCAUUUGAUUGAAAUACCCUAGUUUUACUCUUCUAUUUUUCUAAAGCACCACAUGUGGCUGUCAGUAUGAUUGCUGACAGGAAAUGUUUUAUACACCUGGGUUAAAACAAAGGGAACAUUGCACCCAGACCACUUCACUGUAAAGCAGUGUUCUGGGUGUCUAUAGUGUCCCUUUAAAGUAACACUUUAGCAUUCCUCACACUAUAGUGUUCCUCUACCUCAGUGUUUCCCAACUGGUGUUCCGCGGAACCUCCGCCAAAAUUUCUAAAAACAAAAUAGUCGCGUGCGGCGAGGGAGCAGUAGGCAGUAAUCUCCCUGCUCAGCUCCCUUGCGUGCACAACAGUGAUGCUGGAGCCGGAAUAUGACGGCAUCACUAAGAGGCACGCGAGGGAGCUGAUCAGGGAGUUUACUGCUCUCUCGCUGCCAGGGCAAACGGGGCAGCUGCCCUGCGCCCAGUUACUCUCGGGGGGCCCAAGGCAUCUUCUCCGUGGGCCCUGCUGCCCUCGACAAUUCUUUCCCCCAUGGGGUCGCCGGCCCGCACAUUAUGGAGGCCACCGGGUGGGUAUUUGUAAGCAGGGGCCCGGUCACACGCUGUAGCCCUUUAACAGCCCGACUGAGCCCUUUGCUUUUCGGCAGCACUGGGAGGAAGUGACGGCUGUGAGUCACUUCCUCCCACUAAGGAGAGAAGCCGCAAGGGAGAUGAAGGAAGGAGCCUGGGCCGGGAGAGGCAGAUCCCAACAGCCUAAUCCUUCAGUCUGGACACUGGGGAACCACCUUCCAAGGUAGGAAACUUGUGGGUGGGUUUAAAAGUGUAAAUUUACUCGCCACUCACCAGCCCCACUGGUUCCCAGGGACCACACGCUCAGCCCAGCAGCCCCACUGGACCACAGGGACAUAGAGACUGCAUGCCAGCACUCCCAAAGGUAGGGAUGCUGGGUGAAGAAAAAUGUAAAAAUAAAAAUAAUUUUAUGUGUGUCUGUUAGGGAGUUUGUAUGUGUCUGUCAAAGAGUACAUGUGUGUUUGUAAGUGAGAGUGUAUAUGUGUUUGUAUGUGUGUUUGUAAAAGAGUAUGUGUGUUUGUCAGUGACAGUGUAUGUGUGACUGUCAAAGAGUAUGUGUGUUUGUCAGUGAGAGUGUAUGUGUGUCUGUCAAAGAGAAUGUGUGUCUGAGUGUAUCAGUGUAUGUAUCUGUGUGUCAAGGUUUGUGUGUGUGUCACUGUGUGUAUCUGAGUGUGUGUGUAUGUCAGUAUGUGUGUGUGUUCCAGUGUAUUUGUAUGUGCCUAUGUGUGUGUAUCUGAGUGUGUCAGUGUGUGUAUAUGACACUGUGUGUAUGUGUCAAUGUGUGUAUCUGAGUGUAUGUAUGUGCCAGUGUGUGUAUAUGUCACUGUGUCUAUCUAAGUGUGUGUAUCCGUGUGUCAAGGUGUGUCAUUGUGUAUCUGUGUGCCACUAUGUGCCAGUGUGUGUGUGUAUCUGUGUGUCAGAUACAUAUAUACACACACACACACACACACAGAUACACACUGACACAGAGACACACACCCAGGCACAUACAAACACAGAUACACACACCUGGACACACACCAGCACAUACAAACACUGAUACACACACUUUUACACAUAGAUACAAACACCUUGACACACAGACACUGUGUGACAAGGUGUGUGUGUCUGUAUUCCACCAUGUGCCAGUGUGUGUGUGUCAGUGUGUCGGAUUCAUACACACUGGCACAUACAAACACAGAUACACACACCUUGAUACACAGAUACAUACAUACACAGAUACACACUUUGACACACAGAUACAUACAUACACACAACACACACAUAUACACACUGUGUGUCAAGGUGCAUGUAUCUUUGUAUCAGUGUGUGUAUCUGUGUGACACUAUGUGCCAGUUUGUGUGUAUAUCGGUGUGUCAGAUACAUACACACGCACAUACACAGAUACACACACCUUCACACACUGAUACACACACAAAAAACGGCGCAAAAACAUUUUCCCCCGGGGGGGUGGGGGGGGGGGAAUGUGGGGGGUUCCACGAUGUUUAUACACUAUGUUAAAGGGAUCAGCGAGAAUUAUUAAAUUUAUUGGGAACCCCUGCUCUACCUAUAUGUGCCCUCCACCCCACGGCUGUGAGAAUUUAAAUGCUCAGUUUACUUACCUUACCUCCUGUAGAGCUCUGGUCACAGAGCCAAAGCUCCAGUGCCUUGGCUGAGGUUAUCAUCAUUUCCAUUGGAAGACUACUGUGGAUAUGCGGCAAAUGUUCUAUGACCAUCUGACUGAAAUAGCAAAGUUUUACUCUGCUCCAUUCAUGGAAGUGCCUCUAUUAUCUGUCAGUGUGACAGCCACUAGAGGCAUCCUAACUCUGCAAUAUAAAUAUUGCCACUCCUACAGAACAGCAAAGUUUUCAGUUGCAGGUAUAAAACAACCAGUCCAUUGAGGUUAUGUAGCCUGGGUGUCUAUAGUAUCCCUUUACAUUUACACUUUUCCACACACUUCAAAUUUUUUUUUACCUUUUAUAUCAUCUGUAUUCUUUUACCUCUCUUCCGUGCUCCCCAAUUUGUUCGUAGAUGCAUUGUGCAUUUCUAAUGUCAGUAUAUUGAUAAAAGGCUGUGGUUAUGUCCCCACAUCUUUCAAACUGAACACCCCAGAGGGAACUGUGGCUCCCUGCUCAUCUAUCGCUAAUUUAAAAGUGCCAUAUUAUUGCUUUGGUGCCAAAGAACCAGGCGGAAAAAAACAAACAAACUAACAAAAACCCAAAGAGUGUUUUCAUUUCUCUCAGUUUUCUUUAUCCUGUCUACAAAACACAAAAAAGCAGAGAUUAUAACAAUGAUUGACAGAGAGCUACAACGGAAGCACUCAUUUACAGACUAGAGUGGUGUGAAUUUCUACAUUUAAUUUAAUUUUUUAGAUUUCACAAAUAUAUAUUUGUUAAAUAUAGCGAUACGUAAAAAUUAUAUUAAAAAAAACCUGGGAGUUCACAGUUGCCCUUUAAGAAAUCAUUUACAUUUCUCAGAGGAAAAGAUGCACAUAUAUGCACCAAAACCACUAUCUUAAGAUAUAGGGGUCUUUAGUGCUGAGAAUCCUUUUAAUUUACUGGAACUGAGAAUUGACCAGGAAAUUGCUAAAUUUAGGCCAAAAAUGAUUUCCCAAAUCAGCUGUUUUGGCCUAAAAGUACAACAUGUGAUGCCAAUAAUUCCUGGUUUAGGUAAUAAUUCCUACAUGUCUUGGGGACACCAAAGAACAUAUUCAAAACUAUAAAUUUAACACAGAUAUUAAAAUGCAUUUUCUGGAAAUAUUUUGAAUCUGUACUUCAAUGCUGCUUUCUUUCAUUUUCUUUGUCAUGAUGAUUUAUCAUCAUUGCUAUUUGUUUUUAAUUUUCUAGACUUUAACUCUUUCUCAUAGGUUGCUGAAAAUAAUUAUCAAGCAUUGAAAGACUUUUUCCGUCUGUUCCCGGAGUUCCAAGAAAAUGAUUUCUAUAUCACUGGGGAAAGUUAUGGGGGUGUAUAUGUUCCAACUCUAGCUGUAAGAGUUUCCCGGGAUCCCAGUAUAAACCUAAAGGUAAGGGAAAAUUUCUAACAUAUAUAUUGGAAUCAAUAAUAGAUAUAAUUUUUCGGACUGUAUUUCAUUCUAUAGUGGUUAUGUUAGGAAGGAGUUGCAUAAUAACCACUUAAAGAGGCCCUCUUAACAACUUAAUCACAAUUUGCUUUAAUGCUUUUCCUAAAACCAAGGGUCUUUCUGGAGCACACAGACCACCAUGACCUAGAUUUAAUUAAUAAUGUGGAACAUGUCCGUGUUAACAAUGUAAAAUUCAUCCAAACCUGUUCAAAGUUCAUGUAAGUAAAGCCUAAUGGCUAGAUGGUAUUCACCCACAGGUACUUAUGGAGCUUAGUAUAGAAAUACCCAAACCAAUGUUUUUCAUUUUCCGGGAUUCUUUUCUUUCAGGAAUGUUACCAAAGGAUUGGUAACAUUAGUUUUUCCUUUUUUUAUUGUUAAAACGAAUAAUGUAAAUAAAAAAUAAAAAUAAAAAGCCCUUAACCCCUUAAGGACACAUGACAUGUGUGACAUGUCAUGAUUCCCUUUUAUUCCAGAAGUUUGGUCCUUAAGGGGUUAAAGGAUUAAUGCAAUCAUCAGAAUCACUACAGUCCGAUGUAGUGGUUAUGAAGCCAGGCGCACCCUGGCCUGGUUCCCAAACGGUUUGCCCCCUUUCUUGGGUCCCUACUGGUCUCUGAUGCUCACUGUAGGUCUGGUGAAGGUUGCACAGAACUAACAUUAGGUAGGAUGGACUCUAAUUCCAGACUGGAUGAAGACACCUUAGUGAUCCUGCUGGAGUUGCAGUUUCACCUCUGGCAUCAGAAUUGCUGCACAUACAGAAACCAGGCACCAUGACAACUUCAAAUCACUGAAUUAGUCAUUGGAGUAAAAUGUAAAAAUUCCUUUAUUUUAGUUCUGGAACACAGCUAUUCCUUACGCUGUGUGAUCAGGAUUUAUGGAUUGAUGGUCCAAUCCAAUGCUUCUAUUAGAGCAAUAUUGCAGACCUACAGCACAUACGUGGCAAAUGCUGAUGUGAUUCUAUGCAAUGCAUCUCAUUGAGUUUGGCAUUCUCACACCAGUGAUCACACCAGAUGCGAAGACCAUAGAAAAUUGAAGAUCUUAAGAAUGAAGUGUCCAUAGUGGCAGUGGCUGUCAGUUUGAUUGUCUGAGUAAAGGAACAGCAUCUACAUUACAUUAAGAUGGAGUGGUUUUAAUGCUUAGUAUGUCCCUUUAAUUACAUUCUGUGAAGACAUUCAUAGAAACAUAGAUCAGGGUGUUAUGGUAGGUAUAAGUCAUUUGUACAAUUCCACCUAGCAUGUUAAUAUGCAAAUGAAAAGAAAUUGGUUUAAAAUGUUGACGUGGUAGAUGGAGGCACCCUGGACCAGAACACACUACUAGCGCACAUUGUCGUAUUACCAAAGGAAAGGAAAGAACCAACCGCAUGCCCCAGCUACAGGCCGAUCUCCCUGUUGAAUGCGGAUCUAAAGCCACUUGCAAAGAUUCUAGCGCUCCGCUUACAACCGUCCCCACCACAAUUGAUACACCCUGAUCAGGUGGGAUUUAUUAGGAAUAGGGAAGCAGGAGAUAACACCACCAAAGUGAUCAACCUGAUACACGCAGCCUGAAAGACCCUGGCUCCCUCGCUAUUGAUAUCCACGGACACAUGGAAAGCUUUCGACAGAUUAGAUUGGCCUUUCCUGUUUGACACACUGAAACAAGUGGGAAUGGGCCCAAAUAUGCGGGCAUGGAUCGGAGCCUUGUACAGCAACCCAGCCACACGGGUCUAUGUAAAUAGCACACUAUCCAACCCGUUCACGAUCAGGAACGGCACCCGGCAGGUGUUCGUAUUGAACACCCCUGCUGUUCGUAUUGAGCUUGGAACCAUUUCUCAAUGCCGUAAGGGAACGUCCCAACAUUAAAGGCAUAAGAGGCGGGUGGGGGGAAAGCAAAAUAUCAGCAUAUGCAGAUGACCUGCUAUUUACAGUGCAGAACCCACUAACGUCACUCCCGGCCAUCAUGCAGGAAUUCGAACAGUACAACACUUUAACAAAUCUCCAAAUUAACUAUAUGAAAUCGGAAAUCCUCCACAUCGGGUGUGACCGCACACUGAUCGCCUCACUUAAAACGCGUUUCCCGUUCUGCUGGCGCACGGAAGCAAUUAAAUACCUAGGAGUCUGGAUAACUUCAGACAUUUCACACCUUUUCCGACUCAACUUCCCACCUCUACUGGAAAGGGUGGUCGCAAACAUCAAAACGUGGACGGUUCCUCAUAUCACCUGGCUGGGACGGGUGAAUGUCCUCAAAAUGAAUGUGCUCCCAAGAUUCCUGUAUCUCCUUUAGACACUGCCAGUACCAAUCCCCCAGACAUUCUUCGCUCAGGCGCGCAGAACCUUCACAACAUAUAUAUGGAACAACCGGACGGCCACAAUUAAAUACGAGAUCCUGAUCAAGCCCAAGCCACGGGGCGGCCUUGAACUCCCGGACCUGACCACAUACUACUGGGCCAUCCACCUGCAACAGGUGAUCGAAUGGGCAACAUCACCCUCGGACAAACUCUAGAUAAACAUAGAAGCCAGCUUCACGACGCUCCCUCUGCGAACACUCCCGUGGCAGCCCUCAACUCCAGUGACCAGGGGAGAAUGAAGCUACCCCAUAAUAACCACCACCCUCUGCAUCUGGAGCAAAAUAUCGGUGGGGCGGAACCCUCCCCACCUAUCUCCCCCCUCUAUCCCAUCAUGGGUAACCCGGCGUUCCGCGGCCUUGACACAGCUCGGACCAUGGCCAGCCUGGGACUGCCGCCGCAAUGUAAGCUACAACACCGGCUUACAAAUGGAACCAUCACACUGCUCCCUGACCUACCCACGCCGGAACCUCCAGAUUUAAUGACGAGAUUUAGACAUCACCAAAUAACCCUCAGACUCAAGCAAGUACCCAACAUAACCUCGGCCGACAGACAGCUCACCACAUUUGAAACACUAUGUACCCAACCCCUACCGCCGCCACACGCCAUCUCACUGCUCUACCGGCUACUGCAGACACUGCCAACCAACCAGUCCUUCCCUUAUUUCACUGAACACUGAGAAUGAGACCUAUGUCAUCCUCUGACACCAGAACAGUGGACAUCACACUGACACACAAAUCGUCAAUCAGCACGUAAUACCAGGAAUCCGGAUACAAACUAAUAUCCCACUGGUAUAAAACCCCAGAGAAACACACACACAAACACACACACACACACAGGCAGACAUAGAAACAUAGAAUGUGAUGGCAGAUAAGAACCAUUCGGCCCAUCUAGUCUGCCCAGACAGUCACACAUAGGCAGUCACACACACACACACAGGCAGACAGCCACACACACACACACACAGGCAGAUAGUCUCACACACAGGCAGACAGUCAUACACACAGUCACACACAGGCAGACAAUCAUACACACAGGCAGACAGUCAAACACAGACAGUCACACACACAGGCAGACAGUCAAACACACAGACAGUCACACACCCACACACACAUACACAAAAGGGCAGACAGUCACACCACACAGGCAGACAAUCACACACACACAGGCAGACAGUCAAACACACAGACAGUCACACACACACACAGGCAGACAAUCACACAAAGUUACCUCUGUUUCUUGUGGAGGCAGCCGGACAGUGCAGCUCCUGGAUUCUGGUUGUUGGGGGGAAGCAGGGACUCUUUCCUGCUUUCCCUGCAGCAGUUAUCCGGUGAUUUUAGCUCCACCCCCUUUGCAGGGAAGCGCCGCCCCGCCGCAAUUUUUUUUUUUAACCCGUCCGGCCAUGUGUGAGCUGUGUCGGCUGUCAGGGCGCCCCCUGCUCGUACACCCCUAAGGCUGGCCCUGCAGGUACUCCUCCCCCCCUCUGAUCACCACUCCUACAACUAUUACUUACCUUUCCUUUCCUGAAUCUCCGCCUGCCAAUGAGCAACCAACCCAGCGGCAACCUACAGGCCGCUAAAAUGAUAGGGACCACCCAACCCCAACACCCCCCACAAGAUACAACCUACUACCAACUACCAACUCAGGUAUACACUGUAUAUCCUAUAUUAUACACUGUGUUAGACCCAGACUAUAAUUGCUGCCAACCUGGCCCACUGAUUAUUGAUUGCCAAUAUUGCUCUAUGAUAUGCUCUCCUGAUAAGCCUCAAUCCAACGUCUCGCUGACACCACACACAGACUUGGUGUUAAGAGGAGGCAAACCGCCCAGCACCACCUAAACGAGAAAUGAUCUAAUUGCCAUGUACACACAUCAUGCCUCUGCGUAGGCAAUAGUACACAUCAUUCUGAUAAGACUUAGCCCAACCUCUGGCCACCAAGGUACGCAGUCUGGAUAUUAGGAUGUUACGAAUUGCCCAUUAUUACCUAUGUUUUUUGAUGUGAAAGAUGUUAUCUGCAUUACCCUUGUUUGACGUGCCAUGCCUCUGCGUAGGCAACCGUGCAUGCAUGCACCUAUUUCUUUUGCAAACCGGUUCAUUGUCUGCUAUUAUUUUGCAUACAAAAUAAAAAAAUGUUCACGUGGGACAAAUGUGGUAAGUAGAGUCCGUCAGUUGUCUGUUCUGAUCCACUUCUCUUCAAGAUGUUUAUUAAUGAUCUUAUAGUAGGCAUUGAAAAUGCUAUGUACGUUUGCAGAUAACAGGCAGUGACAUAAGGUAAUUCCUUGUGAAUCGGUUAUUACUGUGCUGCUGUGGAAUUUGCAUAUAUUAGGGGACUGGGUAGUCAAGUGGACGAUGAGAUCUAAUAUAGAGUUAUGAAUUUUGGGAUGAGGAAUUCACAGGCAACUUAUACCCUAAACCUAAACGGUCAAAAAAAACUAUAAAUGAGAUGGACUUUGGGAUAUAUAUAGACUAGGCACCAAUGUGCAAUAAUGGGUAGCAUUUGCUAAGGCCAGAAAGAUAUUGCCAGUCAUAUUAAGCUAAAGUUGUUUAGGUGUCUCUUUAAUGUAAAAAUGAAGAUGCUGCUUCAUUGGUCUAUUUGAGCUUGUCUGGUACCAUAAAAGGAAAGCUCUGUGCGCCAUAAUUACUACAGCCCUUGUAGUGGUUAUGGUGUCGUGAGUGCCAUGGCGCCCUGCUGGAGUAAGUAGUCAAACAGUAGCCAAAGCCUGGCUGUGCAAGGCGAUACUCAUUGGCUGAGGCACUCUUGGCACCAUAACUAGUACAUCGAGAUACAGUUCUUAUCGUGCGUGCAGUGUUCAUUUCAUUGUUGGUACGUUGAGACUCUAGUGUUAAUUAAAUGUAAUUUCUGUGCCAUUUCUUUUUCUAGGGUAUUGCUGUGGGAAAUGGACUCUUAAGCACUGAGAUAGAUGCUAACUCCCUCCUGUAUUUCUCUUACUACCAUGGGAUUAUUGAUUCACAGUGAGUCUAUAUAUUUCCUCUCGUGAAAACAAAUAACUAUAUUCUAUUAGGUAUACAAUAUGCUCUUUUAUCUUUUUAUAGGCCAGUAAGCCUUACUUCAGUAGUGGGGGAGUAAUAGAAACCAUGUUAAAGGAUGAACAUCUAAAAACACAUGGAUUUCAAGAUCAGAGACAACAUGGGUUUACUUCAGGGAGAUCAUGCCAAACUCAUCUUAUUGAUUUUUUUGAUUGGGUAACUAAAAUAAUAGAUCAGGGUGGUGCAGUAGACAUUGCUUACCUAGAUUUCAGUAAGGCUUUUGACACUGUUGCACAUAGAAGGCUUAUCAGUAAACUGCAAUCUUUAAGUUUGGAUUCCAAUAUUGUUGAAUGGGUAAGGAAGUGGCUGAGUGACAGGCAACAGAGGGUUGUAGUUAAAGGACCACUCUAGGCACCCAGACCACUUCAGCUUAAUGAAGUGGUCUGGGUGCCAGGUCCAGCUAGGGGUAACCCAUUUUUUCAUAAACAUAGCAGUUUCAGAGAAACUGCUAUGUUUAUGAAUGGGUUAAGCCUUCCCCUAUUUCCUCUAGUGGCUGUCUCAUUGACAGCCGCUAGAGGCGCUUGCGUGCUUCUCACUGUGAUUUUCACAGUGAGAGCACGCCAGAGUCCAUAGGAAAGCAUUAUGAAUGCGCAUUCAGCCGACGGGGAGGAGAGAAGGAGGAUCGGAGGAGGAGAGCUCCCUGCCCAGUGCUGGAAAAAGGUAAGUUUUAACCCCUUUCCCCUUUCCAGAGCCGGGCGGGAGGGGGACCUUGAGGGUGGGGGCACCCUCAGGGCACUAUAGUGCCAGGAAAACAAGUAUGUUUUCCUGGCACUAUAGUGGUACUUUAAUGGAAUAUAUUUGAAGCUUGGACUUGUCACCAGUGGGGUACCUCUGUACUUGGACCCAUUCUCUUAAAUAUUUUUAUUAGUGAUAUUGCAGAAGGUCUUGAUGGUAAGGUUUGUCUUUUUGCUGAUGAUACUAAGAAAUGUAACAGGGUUGAUGUUCCAGUAGGGAUAAGCCAAAUGUCAAAUUAUUUAGGUAAACUAGAAAAAUGGUCAGAGUUGUGGCAACUGACAUUUAAUGUGGAUAAGUGCAAGAUAAUGCAUCUUGGAUGUAAAAAACCAAGGGGAAAGAAUAGAAUAUUUGAUAGAGUCCUAACCGCAACAUCUGAGGAAAGGGAUUUAGCGGUGAUUAUUUCUGAUGACUUAAAGGUAGGCAGACAAUGUAAUAGAGCAGCAGGAAAUGCUAGCAGAAUGCUUGGUUGUAUAGGGAGAGGUAUUAGCAGUAGAAAGAGGGAAGUGCUCAUGCCAUUGUACAGAACACUGGUGAGACCUUACUUGGAGUAUUGUACACAGUACUGGAGACCGUAUCUUCAGAAGGAUAUUGAUACUUUGGAGAAAGUUCAGAGGAGGGCUAUUAAACUGGUUCAUGGAUUACAGGGUAAAACUUACAAGGAAAGGUUAAAGGAUCUUAACAUGUAUAGCUUGGAGGAAAGACGAGACAGGGGGGAUAUGAUAGAAACAUUUAAAUACAUAAAGGGAAUCAACACAGUAAAGGGAGAGACUAUAUUUAAAAGAAGAAAAACUACCACAACAAGAGGACAUAGUCUUAAAUUAAUAAUAUCAGGGAGUAUUACUUUACAGAGAGGGUAGUGGAUGCAUGGAAUAGCCUCCCAUCUGAAGUGGUAGAGGUUAACACAGUAAAGGAGUUUAAGAAUGCGUGGGAUAGGCAUAAGACUAUCCUAGACUUAAAAUAAGGCCACGGACUAAUGAAAGUAUUUAGAAAAUUGGGCAGACUAGUGGUGAUUUUCUGCUGUCACAUUCUAUGUUUCUAUAUUGUCAAUACUUAUAAUGAUAAUAUAAAAGUAUUUAUAUGACUCGUUGCCAGUUUUCAUCUAUGUCCUGUAGUUUAGAUGUUACUUCCCAACUUAAUGGUUCUGAUUUUAUUGACCUGUUUUUCUUGUGUUCAGGGUAGUCAUCAGGGGGUACAACCAGUACAAGUGUAGGUUCCAAUGACCCUACCAACAAGUUGUUACCAUCUUCUCACCAUUGUCCUCCCUCAUUGUGCUCCAGACUUCACCUAGGCCCUGAGGUCCAGCAUGAAGUCUGCAGCUUAGACUCUGAGCCUGGUGGACCAUUUCCAUAUACCUUUGAGUAUAUAGUGUAUAUGUAGAUAUGUAUUCAUUUUCAUCAAUGUCCAAAUGCAUCCCAUUAUAUGCAUAUAUGUCUCGGUAAAGGGUUACUCCAAGCAAAAAAACAAUGUUUUAAGAAAACACUGUUUUUAGUUUGAGUAACCCUUCCUAUCCUGGAACCCCCACAUACACACAAAAAAAAAAAAUGCUAAAACUCACCUUCCUUUACAGUGUUGUCUCCGAAUUUCCACAGGAGCCCAAUCCUCCUCUAAUGACGUCACUCCCACUGACUGGAGGGGGAGAGAUGUAGGGUGAGGGCGGAAUGAGGGGAGGGAAUUGGCAGCACGUAUGGGGCCGUGCUGCCAUUUGCUGUCUGUUGCCAGCAUUAUGUUCGUGCUGACGACGGAUGACAAAUUGGCACAGAAUUUACAUUAGUCAACUUAGUCAAACUAUUGGUCUGGCUGGCUAACGACGCCCUAAUGAUGCUUCCGGAGGUGGAGUCACACCUAUGGCAGCGGAGGGGUUAAACUCUGUAUGUCCAGUGUUUCACAGCAAAAUGCUGAACAUACACUCUAGGCACCAUGACCACUUCAAAUCAAUAAAGUAGUUUUGGUGCUUGGGGUAGCUAAUUGUUCUCAGCAUAUUGUUAAUAUAGCAGGAAGUCUGACCUUGGAAAUAAUUAACCUGUUACUGAUGCGUUUAUAGGCUUUGGUCAUUGCUUCAAUUACAUUGUUGCGAAGAUGGAAAAUGCUCCUUCACUGAUAAGAAACGCCUGGUGUGUCUGCUUUUGGUGCGUAUACCUGUAUUUGUGGUGAAGAGUGUAUGGAGAACCUAUCGCCUCUCAAUCUAACUCCGUGAACUCUCAUUUCAGGCUCGAAAAGCAUAUUAUACAACCAUGGGUGGCGGAAUGAAUAUAUAUAACCUAUAUCAACCAUGUGCAGACGGAGCCCCCGGCCAAAUCAGGUACAUCUCAGUGCUACUGGGAUUGUUAUAUUCAUAAUUGCUACACAGACAUUCCAAGAGUCACGAUUUUAGCGGGUCAGUCCUGAUUUGGGACAUCUGUCUUGCUGUGCCAGGUUAUUCCAUAAGUGCAGGGCAGUUGGAAGAACGUCCUCAGUACGAGCAAAUGCUCUCGUGGUGCUCUGGAAACUUGCCUGUGUAACCUUGAUAGGCAUGUUAACACAAAUUUAAAGUGAGUAAUGUACCCGAAUGCCGCAGACACAUCCCCCUACCAUCCCAGUUUAGUGGAGGCCACAAUUCGGAGGUAUUAAUAUCAGUUUCAGAAACAUUAAUAAAAAUAAGAAAUUGAAAUUCUAUUAAGGAUAAUUUUUCAAAGAGCAUUCCUAAAACAUUUCAAAUUCCCUAAGAGGUGUAGACUAGUUUUAGGAAGUGUGGAUGGUGGGAUGACAACAAGUGGUACUAAUCCAGUAAAAGUUAAAGGAACACUAUAGCGUUUGGAAUAUGUGUUUGUAUUCCUAGUGCUAUAGUGUCCUAGUAACUAUUCUGGUGACCACCUUCCCGUGUGCAAUGUAAAAUUAACUACUUACCUUUCAGCUCUUAAAUUAACUGUCUCAGCACUGCCACACUGCCUCCUUGGCUGACAUAAUCAAAAUUGGCAAGUGUGUAUGCACGACAAAGCAGCGCACUGUGCAGUCUCAUGUUCUUUAUGAGUCUGACUCAGUUCUCACAGUGGAAGAGCCUCUAGUGGCUGCAAGGAAGAUAGCCUCUAUAGGUGUGUGUAAACCUGCAAAGAAAAUAUUGCAGUUCUUACAGCAAUGUUUUAGAUUACAGGUUUAAAAUGGCAGGCGCAAUGCUUCAUUGAGAUUACGUGGCAUGGGUGGCUUUUAAAGGACAAGCAGUGCUAAUCAGGUACACCUUGACAAGCUUGGCGGCAUAGGGAAAGGUUGAGAAAGGCCUGCCAGAGAGUGAUGAAUGCAAAGAUGAUUGACAGGGGAGCAAGAUGUAGGCACCCAGUUUCCAGUUACAUUAUAGAAAUAUGGAUAUCUAACUUUAAUUUUACUUUUCAGGCCUCACAAACACAUACUUGCUAACUAUAGAAGACACAUAAUUAGAAUAUUAUAAAACCUGCAAAGUGACAGUUCCACUUUAAAUUACACAGUCAUCAGUAUUACUGUCUACCCGAUGUUUGUCUCAUUUUUAUAGGGACAACGGAGAUCACGUCACUGUAUAUCAUCCUGGUUUUUUCUCUCCAACACUUGGAUCCCACUUCAAAGAAGUAAUUGUCCCACUGCAUAAGAUAAAUACUUGUGAGAAAAAGUUAUACUGUGAAAAACACAAAAACGGGUGUAGUAAAAUAAAACAAAUUUUACUUUCAGUACGUGGCUUUGUUUCUUGGUGUCCUGUACAUUAACGUGAUCAUUUGAUCUCUUAAAGUGCAUGACUAAUAGGGUUUACAACAAAAAAACAAAAUAUGAGUUUUCAAAAUAGUGCUGUAGUAUUUUCAGCAAUUUUAAAGGCAGACUGACAGGCAGCUAGGAACUGUACCAUUUUUCACGUUUCCCACCAACGUGUGUGUUUAGUCUUUUGGUGAGUGCUUUGUGCAUUACAUUUUUAGAGUUGGGUCUAUCACAAGUGCAGGAACUGGAUUUAAAACUAGAGAAGCAGCAGGGAAAUACAAAGUGAAUUUAUAGUGUAUUUCAAAUUUAAAGGGACACUGUAGGCACCCAGACCACUUUAGCUCAUUGAAAUGGUCUGGGUGCAGUGCCCCAUCACCCUUAACCCUGAGCAUGUAAUUAUAGCAGUUUUUAAUAAACUGCAAUGAUUUCCUGCUAGAGUUAACUCCUCCUCUAGUUGCUGUCUACCAGACUUUUGGUCACCUAAAUGAUGCUGGAUGUCCUCACGCUAUGCAUAAGGACUUCCAGCGUCACCAGAAUCCCUCUAGGAAAGCACUGAAUAAUGCUUUCCUAUGGGGAAAUCCUAAUGUAAGCGCGGCCAUUGCCGCAGGCGCAUUAGGUCUCCCCCGCCAGCUGAUGUUGAUGGAGGAGGAGUGGAGGCAGUGGUGUAUCCUGGUUUUGUGCUGCCCUAGGCACACAGUCAGACACACACACACACACAGUCAGACACACAGUCACACACAAACACACACACAGUCAGACACAAACACAGUCAGACACACACAUAGACACAAACACACACACAGUCAGACACACACACACAGUCAGACACAAACACACACACACACAGUCAGACAAACACACACACACACACACAGUCAGACACACACACACAGUCAGACAUAAACACACACACACAGUCACGCACAAACACACAGUCAGACGCACACACACACGGUCAGACACAAGCACAGUCAGACACCUACACGACACAAACACACACACAGUCAGACACGCACAGUCAGACACACACACACACAGUCAGACACACGGUCACACACAAACACACACACAGUCAGACCCACACACACACGCACAGUCAGACACACACACACACACACAGUCAGACACACAGUCACACACACACAGUCAGACACAAAACACACACAGUCACACACAGUCAGACACAAACACACACAGUCAGGCACACAGUCACACACAAACACACACACACAGUCACACACACACACACACACACACACACACACACGGUCAGACACAAGCACAGCCAGACACACACACAAGCACACACGCAGUCAGACACACAUACACACAGUCAGACACACACACACAGUCAGACACGCACAGUCACACAAACACACACACACACACAGUCAGACGCACACACACACACACACACACACAGUCAGACACAAACACACACACACACACACAUCACUCCACAUUUUUAAUUUAGCCCCCCCGCCUCCUUACCUUUGGGAGUGCUGGGGGGAGGUGUUCCUCUUUCUCCCUGGUGGUCCAGUGGCUGCCGGUCGGGCUGACUACUAGAUGGGCGGCUCGCGAUGGAGCACUUCCUCUGAGCAGUCUGUUCAGCUCCCUCGCGCGCCGCAGAGUGAGGCUGGGAGCCGGAAUAUGACAUCAUCAACCCGGCUCCCAGCCUCACUCUGCGGCGCGCGAGGGAGCUGAGCAGACCGCUCAGAGGAAGUGCUCCCUCGCCAGCCGCCCGCCCACCCAGCGCCCAGCAUGUCUGUUAGCCGUGAGGCUAACUAGGCAUUUGCCCUGGGCAUUUGGGGGCAGCGUUUUUUGCCACCCCUGAAAAAUGCCGCCCAAGGCAAAUGCCUUGUUUGCCUCGCGGCUAAUACGUCCCUGAGUGGAGGUGGACCCAAGUCAGCACCGAGAGACAUCUAUGCUGGACUCAGGUAAGCGACAGAAGGGGAUUUUCAACCCAUUCUGCAUCAUAGGGAAGAGGGUAAGAAUGGGGGGUGGGGUGGGGGAGGGUGUUUGACAGAGGGGGAAGCUGUAGUGCCAGGAAAACGAAUUUAAUCUUCAAAAUAGCCAAACUAGAAAAAAUCUGCUAGUCAGCUGUGCCUCCAGUUUAGUUACUUUAACCUUAACUUUCAAAUUAACUUUGAAUUCACUAUAAAUUCCUGACAAUUCUCAAUUUAGUGAACAGCUAUGGUUGUGUUUAAUAAGCUGCCAGACACAUGUGCUUAGUUAGAGUUGAGGAGAAGGUGGGAGUAGGGCCUUGUAUGUCCUUAGAUAUAUGCUUAUGAAAUGACACAUAUUGGACAAGAAGAAAACUGAUAGUGUAGAGUUUUCACUUAUGUAAGGGGAAAUUAAUGUAGAAAUCCACUAAUCGUUUCAUGAGCGAAAGGCUGGCUCUAACAGUUGCUCUUGAGCGGUACAACCCCGGUGAUGUCACGUUACCGUGAAUUUUAAAUUUUACUCUGCCAUAUAAAGAGAAGGUAACCAGGACACUUUUUGUUUUUAGUAGAUUACAAUAAACAUCUAUUUUUGUCAACUUUUUUCUCAUUUACCUUCUUUUACAAUCAACUACUUCCUGGAUAUUCGCUUUUUGGGGAAGAUACCACCUAUGCCUUGUGGUCUGAAAAACUUAGUUUGCUCUUUAUCUUUAAAGGUUUUUAUAGAUUUGUACUUAUAUAUUAUCCAAUUAUACACUAUAUAUGUUUGUUUUAUCUUCCAUAUCCACGUUGAGGAGAGCAUAAGGUAAUAUAUGCUAGAGUGGGACUUGUACCACUCCACACUCACUUUCAGGAGCCACUCUUAGGCUCACAUACAUGAAAGUACAAAUCCAUUUUAAGAUAUACUGCACAUAUUGGUUCAUUUUUCUAAUUUAUUGCAUAUUCUAUGAAGUAUCUCAUAUGAAGUAAAUAGUACAUCUUUAUCCAUAAGCGGGGAUUGUAUUGCUCAAGUGUAGCUGUUGGAGUUAGCCUUUAGCUCCUGUAAGUGUAAGGGCAUUUCUUCAUUCAUUUCCUCCCACAUAGGAGAAAAUACUACACUAUCAGUUUUAUGUUUUUCCAAUUUUUUUCAUUUCAAAAGCAUACAUCUAAGGCGCCACUCCCAACUCCGCUCAAGUCUACAUUUAUCAGGCAAAGAAGAGAGACACCUGGCCGGGUUGGGUUGCUACAUACCUGUUCCACUACAGCUAGGCCAUUUGUACUAUUUGCUUAAUUUGUGUGUAUGUAUGUUCAGUAAUGAAAUCCAAGAUUUACAUGGAACUUCCCAUAAUUGCUGUGAUAUCAACAGAAUUCAUAUAAAUUGCAGAAUAAUAUAUCAAAUUUCCCUACUCUGAAUAAUUUAACAAGUUAUAGAACAGUAUUUAUUUUUUAUUAUUUUUGUAUUUAUUUUUUUUAGAAUAAGAAAUGUUCUGCAUGUAUUAAUAGGUUUGAGCUUUUUAUCAUAUGGAAAAAAAAAUUUUAUGCUUUCUUCGCUGCUAUAUGUGGUGAAAAGGGAUUUCCUUUUGUGUACUAUCGCUGCUCCCAUUUAGUGAAAGGAAAACAUGGCAGCUGACGUUUUGGUGUCCUGUUUUUUUUUUGUUUGUUUUUUUCAUGCACUUUUUAUUUUUUAAUCCUUAGAAACUAGCUAAUGUGACUCGUUCACAAAAGCCAGUGAAAAUGGGCGUUCCGUGUAUAAACAACACGGCUAUCAUGACGUUCCUGAAUAAGGUUGAGGUGCGCGCUGUGUUGCAUAUCCCAGAUGAAGUGCAAGAAUGGGGGAUUUGCAGGUGAGGAUUCACCUUUUCCAAAUAUAUUCCUUACAUUGCUUAAUAGCGAAAUUAUCAGCCACACUAUGCAAACAUUUACACAGUCUUAUGUCGUGUAUUGAGAGUUUCUCUUUUACAAAUUGGACAUUUACACUUUUUUUUUACUUUUUUUUUAAAUAUUUUUUCGUGAGGAGAAGUGGACACCUAUCAGGCUCUCCAGAGGAAGAUUAACCAUAAGGCACCUUAUUCUGUCACUUAGGGCCCAGGGGUUUGACAGGAGCCACAGAACCUAGUUCACCCCGUAUAAGCCCACUCUCCUGUCCCGAUAUUGAAUUCCCUAUGUUUGGGGGUAGGCAUAUACUUAACGCUUAAAUAAACCAAGCCACACACAAAUACCACUUUUUUUUCUAUGUAAUUUUUAAGUCUAUAGUUUACUUGUCUAUUUCUUCUAUCUGUAUUCUAUUAGUGAGACGGUGUUUAGCCAAUAUGAAAGAGAGGUCGAAAGUGUACACAACCAGUUUAAGGAACUUCUGAAAAAGGUAAGAAGUCAAAUGAUAAACUGCAGUUUUCCUUGUAUUAUUAUGAAUCUGUCUGAGCAUUCUGAGCUGGGAUGAAGGUGGUCAUUAUUUUUUAAUACGUAAGGCUAUGCUGGCAAGGUGGUUAUAUCUCAAGCUACCACUAGAGGCAGGACUUAAAUUAAAAAUAUAUUUAUGUUUCUAUUCCUUGAAUGAACACUUGUCGCACUUAAGAAGGUGUGUUAGUCCAUAGUUAGGCAAGACAGGAGGAUAAGGAAAAUAACUUAGCAUAGUCCAAAAAGUCUAUAUUAUGGUUGAACAAGAACGUGAGGGACCCUAUAAAGGAAUACUCUUGCAUCCACGUCCUACACACAGUUAUUUUUAUAUAACACAAAUGCCCAAGGGCAAAAACUACAACUCCCAUGAUCCUUUGCCAGCCUUUAAAAUAGCAUAGCAUCAUGGCAGAUGUAGUUCGAAAACAUUUUUUCGGAUCUACCUUUUGGGCACCCCUACUAUAUAUGUAUAUCCUCACAGAUUAUUUUUCUACUUCUUCCUCGCAAUAUAUUUAUUCCUUCUUUUCUUCCAGUAGUUUUCAAGACUCUGGUUGACCCAGGCCAUUACCCUUAUCUCACCACCUGUCAAAUCUGUACACUUUUUGUUUGUCUCUUCAGCUGUCUCUUGUCUCCCGUUAUUUCACUGUUUACCUGUUCCCCUUUCAUUCUUCAAGCUUGUUCCCCCUCACAGCUAUUCUCGCGCCUUCCCUUUUUAAAAAAAAACAAAAAAAACCCUAAUUUGCCUUUUCUGUUUCUUCCAUUCUGUAUAUCCCAUAUUAUUUUUCCUGGUUUUUUUUUUGCCCACUAAACAAUUUAUUCUGCUGUCUCCCACUCUUCCAGCAGGUCACUUUGUUAUAUCUGACAUUGUGCAUAACAUAACCAAUAUUUCUUUGCAUCGUGAUCUACUGGAUGCAUUGUGCCCACGUGAACUCUGUAGAAACCACGCUCUCGUGCUAAUUUAAGAAAUCCCUAAUUCCCUCCAAACGUAUUCAUUUAUUUUCUUUCAGAAAACUAGAAGCACUUUCACAUCACCUCUUGGCUCCACUUGACCCAGUUCUGAGUUUAAUUAUUCAUCUCCCAUGCAUGGUGCUUUUUUAUGAAAUAGAAAAAAAGUGGAGACUUGUGGUGUGGACAAGAAAUAAUGGUUUGAGUCAAAAAAGGCGCCAUUUCGUUCAGUCAAAUAUAUUUAGGGCAAGAGUAUCUUUAUUGCACAUCUGAGUUAUGUACCAUUCACAAAUCACUAUUUAUAUCACGGAGUAAUACUAUAAUCAAACUCUUUGUCCUUAUAUUUACUGAUUCAGGUUUAGUGUGAACUCGUCUGUAUGUCUUUUCUAUCAGAUCUUUAUGUGGUUAUUUUUUAUUUUUUUUUAAUUUUUAUUCUUUAUUUAACAUUUGGCAAUGACAUAACAAGCAAAUUGCCGCACAUAUAUUCCCCAUUUUCCUGCUGAUUACAUUGCUAAUGAAAAAAAAAAAAAAGGAAAAAUCCCCAAGGCACCGGGCCCCGACCACAGUCCCCCAGCUCCCGCUCCUCGAGCCCAGUCCCAUGGUCGUGCACUUUGCUCAGAGUUUUUGGCUUGUAUGUGCGUCCCCUGAGCUAUUUAGCAGUCCCUUCCCAUGUCGAUGCUUGUGGUUAUUUUUUUGAUUGAAGACGUCCUAAGCAGUGCUGAUUUGUUUUCCUCAGGAAUACCGCAUCCUGGUGUAUAAUGGGGAUGUCGAUAUGGCGUGUAACUUCCUGGGUAAUGAGUGGUUUCUGGACUCUCUUAACAUUACGGUAAGCAUACCGUUACAUUUACCAACAACAGAGCUGCUGGAAUCAGGAUUGGGGAGAUUAAGGGUCACGGCUUUGAAACGGGUCAUGCAAUUUCUGCCACGCAGACUCUGCACACUUUUAGAGGGCUGCAAAAUCUCUUGUGCAUGUACAGAGCACUUUAAAACUUUCUCACCCGUCUAAUUGUGUUAUUACAUAUUCACACAUUUACAUUUGAUCAAUCUUAAAAGAGUAUUUUUUUUCUGAGAAGUUAGGAGAAAUCUGCUUGCUUCAGAAUAUUAUGUCCUUUGUGUGUAAUGUGUGGAUGAGGCUUUGCUACCAAAGUGACACAGAAGGAGUACCACUUUGAUCUCAAAAACCACUUUGAGAUCCAUGCUGCUCCAGAUCCCUUAGUGCUCCAACUUCUACUUCUUAGUUUACGUUAUUGAGUCUUGUAGUCUAGUCCAGUGGACAGGGCCUCCACCAGAAAUUUUGGGGCCCCUAACGGAGCUCAGGGCCCGCCUCCAAAACCGCCCACAGAGACCACCUCCAAAUCCCGCCCACAGGAAUACACACAACAGACACAAACGCAUUCACUGAUACAAAAGGACACAGAUACACACACACACACACACACUGAUACAUACUAACAGACACACAUACUGAUACGCAUAUAGGCAUACAUACUGACACACACAUACAGACAUACACACAUAUACAGACACACAGGCGUACAUAGUGACAGACACAUACUAACAUACAUACAGACACACAUGCAUAAGGACAUACAGACACAUUCAUAAUGACAUACAGACAGCCAUUCAUACUGGCAUACAUACAUUCAUACAGACAGACAUACACACAUUCAUAAUGACAUGCAGACAUACAUACACUGACAUUCAUACACACAUAAUGACAGGCAUAUAGACAUGCAUACAGACACUGACAUCCAUACAGAUAUACAUUCAUACAGACAGACAGACAGACAUUCAUACACACAUAAUGACAUGCAUACAGACAUACAGACAUGCAUACAUACAUACAGACAUACAUUCAUACUGGCAUACAUAAAUUCAUACAGACACUGACAUCCAUAAAUACACACAUUCAUAAUGACAUUCAUACACACAUACAGACAUAAAUACAUAAUGACAUACAUACAUACACACAGACAUACAUUCACAUACACAUACACACACAGCUCAUUUUCCAGCCACCCUCCUGUCUCUUACCUUGUCUUUGCAGGAGGGUGGCUGGGGCUGAUGGGACUGGGAGUCAGCUGGCUCUUCCUCUUCAUUGACAGGCACGUGCUCCUCCCGCGCGGAGUGGCAUUUUUAAUUUUUUUUUAAAGGGGCCCGGUCGCGCUAUACCAUGGCCACAGCGCUGACCGGGCCCCUGAAGAUAUGGGGCCCAUCGGGUGGCCCUAAGUGCGUGGGCCACCCGAUGGGCCCCAUCAGCGUGUGGGCCCCAUCAGCGUGUGGGCCCGGUGGAACUGCAGCCGGGCCCCCCAGGGCCGCAGGGCCCUUGACAACCGUUAUGGUUGUCACCCCCUGAUGGCGGCCCUGCCAGUGGAUGACAUGACCCGCAACACUUCAAACGAUGAAAUCGACAUUCCAGAAAUAGUUAGCCAUUUAAACUUAUAAAUCAUUUACCCGAAAAUAAAAUUCUCAACAUGUCCACUGCAUUGUAGUACACUUUAGGGUGAGUUAUAUUACUGAAGAGGUUUGAAUUAUGCUGACGGAUGGCUUUGGGUCUCAAAAGCAAUGUGAGAGUCGACUUGCCCAUCUCUUUACUUGACUUCCAGUGAUUUGUGAUUCACCUUCAUCACUUGCCUUUGCUAUAACUUCCAUUUAAACAUUUCAGUUGAGCUAUUUUUAGGAAUUAGAGGAACAGUCUCAAAGUGGCACUCAGGGCACCAAAACAACGUCACCUAAAUUAAGUUGUUAUGGUGCCAGGGAGGUGUGACUCGGACUGUAUAAACAAAGUGAUUUAACUCCUAAAUAGCAGAGAAUUGAACUGUGAGACUGCAGGUGCAUGAUCUAUACACCAAAACGGCUUCAUGAAGCUAAAGUGUUUUUUGGGGGGGUUUUUUGCUGAUAGCGUCCCUUUAUGUUUUUAUUUUUCCAAAUUAUUACCAUUCAAGGAACAGAGGAUGCAUUUUUCAAUGUCCUGAUUUUGUCUUGUAUGUGACAUUUAAAUGUUGUUUAGUUUAAGGCAAAUUACCGUCCGUGGCUAUAUACUGAGGAAGGGAAAAAGCAAAUUGCUGGGUUUGUGAAAGAAUUCUCUAACUUGACCUUCGUUACUGUCAAGGUAAGAAUGUAAGCAGUAUGUAUUUCUUUCUGCACUUCAGAUGUUAUGGACUCCCAUAAUGCUCUGGCAAAGGAUCAUGGGAGAUUUAGUGCAGACGGUUACCCUCCACUGUUCUACAGUAACUAUCUCUCACUGGCUUCCGUCAAUUCUUUUACAUGUCUUUCUGUUCAAAAUCCAACAUCACUUAAUUCCAUUAUACAACCUGAAUUGUUAGGAAUUUCAAUAUGAAUCUUAAGACUCUAAUAAAUAAGCUAUAAUGAGCUAUUUUAGGCUACAUUUUCCCAUUUGGAUUUCCGUUUGCUAUAAUUCAGAGUUGAGUGGAAAAAAGCCACGGUGACUGUAUGUAGGCAUUGUACCGUAAAUACAGUUGUCUGUCUAAGACCAACCAACUGUAUCACACUGGACAACAUCAGCACAAAAGUGUAGGAGCCUAAACAACUCCAUCUCUAGAGGAUAAGGCCAGGUGAGAUUUAAUUUCCAGUGGAGGUGACAAUCAGAUCAAUAUCAGACAGGAAAAUAGAUGGACUUUAUUAAAUUCGCUCUGCAUUGCAAGGCAAAAACAAAAACAAGUUUAUGUAUACAUGUUGGUAGUGAAGGUGUUAAACAUGGUGAUCUGUAAACAAGUAUAGUUAUAAAUGUGCCUAAAAUAAUUCGGAUGACAAAAAGGCAAACAUUAUUUUAACUUCUUAGCAUUCGGUUAAUACCACGCUGUCUUUUUUCCUUCUCCUGUGCAGUUCCCAAUUCCCCUGCAUACAUAAUUCUCUCUCUUAUUCCAAUACUUUUGAAUAUCUCAGCCAACAAUUUGUUACAUUUUAUCAGUGAUCCUUAACCUCUGGGUUUAGAACUAUGCUAUAUUGUUGAGUCCUCAAUGGUGUGCAACGAGGGAAGGGGAUGGUGGACAGCGUCUGGAAACCAAAUUAGGACCCUGAAAACCCCUAGGUGUCAUUUUUCCACAAUUUCAUUGUUAGCCAUGUAUCUUUGUAAUACUGAAAGGUAGAACUUCCAAUGAAUAAUUUGUGACAAAUUAUUCUGUGCACUAUAUUUAUAAUGCACUAUAUUUAGAGUUAAUUAUACAACACAGUGGGGGUGUUGAAGUGGGUACACAAUUUUGAUGCAGUGUGGUAAUGGGCUAAUGCAGCAGGUGUGGAGUUUGUAACUAUAGUUUCAUGAAAUAAAUACUCUGUAUCCAAUCAAAGAUUUAUAGACCACGGGUUUAGAAUUAUCUCCCAUGGUGCUAUACAGACCCUAAGAACACUGGGAAAUAUAAUAUACACCAAAAUAAUUUCUGCAUAAUACUAUGAAUGUAGACCGAGUUACUAAGCUAAUAUCAAGUUGAUAAAGAAUUUAAAAACCACCUGACUACCUACUGACAUUCAGUACACUGUCCUAUCCUUUAACACCUUGCCACGUUAAUCAUUGCAAUAGCUUAUUCCUUUGAAAACAUUUUUCCCUCUGUUCUGUAAGCUGAGUUUCACCUUUAUCAUCCCAAGCAUAUCCACUUUGUACAUUAUUUUAGCUCUACAGCAUGCAAAUUGUUGACAUUCUGUACAUUUUCCAGGAUCCUAACACACACACUUUUAACAUUUUUGCUUGAUUUACAGGGAGCCGGGCACAUGGUCCCAACAGACAAACCAAAUGCAGCAUUUGUCAUGUUUAGCCACUAUAUCCGGAAUGAGCCAUUCUAG
Messenger RNA from Pelobates cultripes (western spadefoot toad), 26953 nucleotides. NCBI's taxonomy places the organism in Eukaryota, Metazoa, Chordata, Amphibia, Anura, Pelobatidae. The record is from the annotation of a GenBank genome assembly.